This is a messenger RNA of Endocarpon pusillum Z07020, 777 nucleotides long. RefSeq lists its product as uncharacterized. The coding region runs from base 1 to 777 and encodes 258 amino acids. NCBI's taxonomy places the organism in Eukaryota, Fungi, Ascomycota, Eurotiomycetes, Verrucariales, Verrucariaceae. The transcript is spliced from 2 exons. The record is from RefSeq and is a predicted model, not a curated record.
AUGCAGCCUGUCACAUCUAGUGCUUCUCAUUUUCACCAAUCACAAAUACUACUUGUGCCUCCGACUACAGUAAGGCGAGAGACGAGUGAUAGCGACGGUAAAAUCUGCUUCUGCCCUGAGAGAUGCACAAGCCGACUAACAGUUGCCCCUCAGAACUACUCCAAUCCAGCUCAGCAUGGUUACUGGGGCCAAUACCUCUUUCAGUCUGACCCUGACUACGACGUUCUCGACGAACUCUCCGAAAGGGCUGGGUUCGAGCUAUUCUUUUUCGAGUCUGAAGAAGAAGAGACCAAAGCUCGAAACGCUCUCGAUGAAGGCGAAUUCAAUGAAUUGUUUGACAUCAUCACGGAGGAGAAGAAGAAGAGAUCCCUUGUCCUGCUGACUGCCGUUGCCAUGCGAGUGGGCGCAAAGGUGAAGCAGAAUCAACGCAAUCUGAUCGAAAAGAUCUAUAAAAAGGCGCAUCUUAUGGCAGGAGCAGAGAGACAGAUUGAGAAGGCACUCAAAGAAUAUGAGAACGGAAAAUCUUGGCACUUCAAGGAGAGUAGAGGCCUCAUGGAGACCAUGGAGACCAUGGACAAGCCGGACGACGAGGGCUUCACUAGCCCAUUCAUCAUCAAACCUGAGGGCGGUCAGAGCCGAGAACAAAGCGAGUCUACAAAGGAAGCGAACAAGGAAGAGCAGAACAAGACCUUUGAAGAGAGGGCCACGGAGAACGUCCAGAAAUUGUUCGCUGAUCCAGACUAUCAGAAGUAUCUUGCUUCCACUAUGGAGAAGUGA